Molecule: messenger RNA, 812 nt
Organism: Diprion similis
Lineage: Eukaryota; Metazoa; Arthropoda; Insecta; Hymenoptera; Diprionidae
Gene: Dnaaf6
Product: dynein axonemal assembly factor 6
Exons: 4
Coding region: 101-682 (193 amino acids)
Biological process (GO): axonemal dynein complex assembly
Cellular component (GO): cytoplasm
Molecular function (GO): protein-folding chaperone binding; dynein intermediate chain binding
Source: RefSeq, a predicted model, not a curated record
CAGGCUUUUAUUGAUCAAAUUUCCCAGAUAGUAUGAGAGGCUUGUUUAACUCGUCGCAUAAAACAGCUCGCAAGUCAAGAUCUUAGUAAAGGCUUACACGAUGGACGGCUGCUUCUCUUUUAAUGACAUCAAGUCCUUACAACAACUUAUUGCACCCCCCACAAACAAUGACUCCGAUUCAGAAGACGAUUUACCACAAGCUGGUGCUCGGAAAUUGGGGCCCGGGGAUAUCGGUAAAAAGGAAUCGGGAAAUCUCGAACAUAGUGGACCUCAUGCAGUGCUAAAGGGAGAAGGUGAUAACAUCUGGCAUUCCUCAGAAGUUUCCGCAGCCCCAGCUGCCGCUGAAAUUUUCGAUCCUCGCGAAGUGCCAGAGUACGAAAUGAAGUUCAAGCAGGCUGUAUCCACAGAAGACGUUUUUCUCGGGAUGAACGGCAAGACUCCGGGAACGGCUUCUUGUGAAUGGUUAACGGUCAUCGUCAAACUACCUGAUGAGCCGCGAGAAAAGGUAGAAUUGAGCGUCGAGUCAGAGCUCAUUGACAUUCGGAGUCCAAGGUACCGUCUACAUUUGCCAACUCCGCAUUCGAUCGAUCCGCACAAUUCUACCGCCAAGUGGCACAACGACUCGUCGACUCUAGAAAUAACUCUAAAGCUAACUAGGGAAAUGGACCCAAUCAAUUUCUAGAAUCUGCAAAUAUCUCAACAAAUAAUCAUUUCCGUUUACGAUAUGUGUAUAUAAUUAUGUGCCAUAAUAACGCUACAACAUUACGAAAUAAAUUAACUUCGAUGUAUAUUAUUUACUUGAAUAAAAUACA